Castor canadensis (American beaver) is the source of this 2088-nucleotide messenger RNA. The record is from RefSeq and is a predicted model, not a curated record. NCBI's taxonomy places the organism in Eukaryota, Metazoa, Chordata, Mammalia, Rodentia, Castoridae.
UGACGUUUCCUUCUGUCCCCAGUCGGCUGCUGACAUCGGGCAGAUCCAGGAGCUGCAGCUUCAGCUGGAAGAAAUGAAGAAGGAGAAGCAGAAAGUCCAGGAGCAACUGCAGGUGGCUCGGACACGCAUCGAGUACCUGGAGCAGACGACCGUGGACCGCGCCAUCGUCAGCAGACAGGAGCAGGUCAUUUGUGAUCUGGAGAACAAGACGGAGUUCCAGAAAGUGCAGAUCAGGAGGUUUGAGGUCCUGGUGCUCCGGCUGCGGAGCAGCGUGGUCAGGAUGGGCGAGGAGCUGUCCCGGGUGACCGCGGCUGAGUCCCAGCAGCGGGAGAGCAGCCGCUACUACCAGCGGCGCCUGGAGGAGCUGAAGGCCGACAUGGAGGAGCUGGCGCGGCGGGAGGCCGAGGCCGGCCGGCGCUGCUUGGAGCUGGAGCAGUGCCUGGAGGAGCUGGGCGCCGUGCGGCAGGCGCUGCAGACUGACCUGGAGACGUCCAUCCGGCGGAUCGCGGACCUGCAGGCGGCCCUGGAAGAGGUGGCGUCCAGUGACAGUGACACGGAGAGCGUCCAGACGGCUGUGGACGGCGUGGGCAGUGACAGGAAGGAGACGGAUGAGGUCUCCGUCCUCAGCUCCCAGCCCGACGGCAGCCCACGGUCCUGGCUGAGCAGCACGCUGUCCCUGGCCACUGACACCACGAGGACGCCCUCGAGACAGACGGCCGCCAGCAGCCUCAGCGCCAGGAACGAGGAGGCUGGAGACCCCGCGGUGUCAGCGCCGAGCAGACGGGACGUCCAGAGCAGGACGUCCAGAGAUGUCCCCCUGUCGCCUGGCUCCGGCCGCCACCGGCCAGCAUCCAGCCACUCUGGGGACGGCGAAGGCCUUGGUGUCCAGAGGAAGGCAACGGAGAGAAGGGGUGGCAUGUCCCCGUCCCCGGUGUCCCCUCAGCUGCGGGCGAAGCUGCCCAGCCCCUCGGCCGCCCUGUCCGAGUUCGUGGAGGGACUGCGCAGGGCGCGGACGCAGAGGGGACAGGGGUCCACGCUGCGCCUGGAGGACUGGCCCUCGCCCCCCAUCUACCAGGUCACCGGGGCCUCCGCACUCAGUAGAGGCCGGGCCAGCAGUGACGAGGGGUCACUUUCCCUCAGCGGCGGGGCGCGGUCCUCCCUGGGGGACGAGGGGACCUCGGCCACCCCGGCCGGUCUCCCGCGGUCCACCAGUCUCAGGAGCAUCACCUGGGACAGCGCCGAGGACGCCGGGAGGCCCAGGGCCCGGUUCAGCUCCCACGAGUCUCUCCUGGUGCCGGCACCGGGCUGGGGACGCAGCCCAGUGUCCCCCGGGUCCCCCGGGGCCGCCCUCCUGUCACCCACACUGCGUCCCCGACGGCGGUGUCUGGAGGCCCCCAUGGAGGAUGCCACGGGCUGCCUGGACCUCGGGAAGGAGCCGCUGGUCUUCCAGAACCGCCUCCUCGGCCACCUGAUGGACGAGCCGCCGGGCGGUGACCGGUUCGGCUGGAAGUCCCCGAGCCAGGCCCAGGUGGAGUUGGACGACUUCCUCCCGGCCAUCAGGAGGCCGCAGACCCCCGUGGCCACGGCCACCGUCGGACGCGGCAGGGCCACGCGAACGAGCGUCCACUUGGAGACGGGGGACACUGACCCCUCCGAGACCGUGUUGAAAAUUUGCCCGGGGUCCAAGGAGGACACCGCUCUCCUCUCCGACUCCUCCGACUCCUCCAGCUCCGUCACCUCCUUCAAAAGCGCGGACAGCGUCAAGAGCCGGCCGAGGCUCCCGCGGCCCGAAGGCGACGGUGGCGAGCAGGCGUCCCCCGAGGCCAGAGAGCCGGGCGCAGGGAGGAGGGACAGCGACGUGGAAAGCAUCAUGAAGAAAUACCUGCAGAAGUAGCUCUCAGCCUCCGGAAAGGCAGCUGCCAUUGUCACUUGGAGACUCCACAGCCUUGGGGAAGUGGACAGCGGACAGCGGCUCCAGGGCCACAGCCAGGCGGCCCGGCCACCGUGAGGACGAAACAGGAAGGAGUGGUAUCCCGUCCCCUGCCCAGGCACGGCCCACCGUGUCCAAAAUAAAGCUGUCUUCCUUGC